Messenger RNA from Peronospora matthiolae, 240 nucleotides. The record is from the annotation of a GenBank genome assembly. NCBI's taxonomy places the organism in Eukaryota, Oomycota, Peronosporomycetes, Peronosporales, Peronosporaceae.
AUGGACUCGCUCGAACAAAACCGACCUGGUUCUUGCUCAUCACCCGUCGACAAGGGUGUCGACGUGAUGGAUGCCGAUGUCGGUCACAUCGAUAUCAAUGAUGACGAUGACGACGAUGCUGGUAUAUUCAGCAUCGCCAAUGGCUGCCACAGUGAGGAAGAUGGAGCCCUCACUGGUGAAGACAACGUUCUUUCAGCAGUGCACACGAAGCGCACUGCUGUUAUAAAGGAUGAGUCAUAA